AUGCCCCGCCCACCGGCGCCAUCUUCCAGGACCCGGGCGGGGCCCUGGGCUGUGGGGCGCAGCUGGGAAAGGAACGCGGGUUACCACCCGGCCUCAAAGCUGGUUUCAGAGGUACAGGCUCAGGUGAACAGGGCGGGGGGGUGACGGUGGCGGGAAAGGUGGUGAAGUGGGGGAGCCACGGCCACCGUGAAAGAACGUGACAGUGUCAGGCAGCGCUCUGCACUCAUCCGGCUCCUUCCUACUGGCACGCUGCCUCAAUCUGAAGUUUUAAGUUCUUUUUAGUUUUCUGGAAAAAGAGGCCUUUCCCAGGGGCCCAGGACUGCCCCGGAGGACAAUGGAGUCCGGAGCUCGCCCCAUUGGUAGCAGCUGUAGCAGCCCUGCAGCACUCUCCCGGGAAUACAAACUAGUGAUGCUGGGUGCCGGUGGAGUUGGGAAGAGUGCCAUGACAAUGCAGUUCAUCAGCCACCGAUUCCCAGAAGACCAUGACCCCACCAUUGAAGAUGCUUAUAAGAUCCGGAUCCGCAUUGAUGAUGAACCUGCCAAUCUGGACAUCCUGGACACAGCAGGACAGGUACUAAACCCAGAACCGUCUGAGCAGUGUCUCUAGGACAGGGAGCAGGCUUCUGUGGACAGUGUCACUAGCUUGUCUCUUAAUUUUCCAUGCUAUGCCUCAGGACAGCAGGCAGAGUUUACAGCCAUGCGGGAUCAGUAUAUGAGGGCAGGAGAAGGAUUCAUCAUCUGUUACUCCAUCACGGAUCGUCGAAGUUUCCACGAAGUUCGGGAGUUUAAACAACUGAUUUACCGGGUCCGACGCACCGAUGAUACACCGGUGGUUCUUGUGGGGAACAAGUCUGACCUAAAGCAGCUGAGGCAGGUCUCCAAGGAAGAGGGAUUGUCUCUGGCUCGAGAAUUCAGUUGUCCCUUUUUUGAGACCUCAGCUGCCUACCGUUACUACAUCGACGACGUUUUCCACGCCCUCGUCCGGGAGAUCCGUAAGAAAGAGAAGGAGCUAGUACUGGCCAUGGAGAAGAAGGCCAAACCCAAGAACAGCGUAUGGAAGAGGCUGAAGUCACCGUUCAGGAGGAAGAAAGACUCGGUCACCUGAGUGAAGUGGGCUGUGCUCCUGUGAACUGCAGUGCUCCUUGUGCCUGCUGUGAACUGCAGUGCUCCCCAGUGCAGUCCUGUAAUCUGCAGCAGGGAGCACGUCCUCUGCUCUCUGCUAUGUGGUUAUUCUAAACGUCACUGGCCAGGGGACUCGCCUACUGAGAGCUGUCAUUGACUUACUGUCUAAAGCCCUGUGCUCCGUGACUCCCACGCAUGAACUCAUCAGGGCCGUGUCUACUCCUUAAUUGUCACAUUAGAAUUUGGUCGGCCAUUGUUUUGGUUAUGUUGCUGAUGUAAAUUUGUGUAAAUGGUUUCUACCCUGGAGAGUGUGUGUACCGUGUGCACUUGACUAAGGUCACAACAGAACGUUGUGUUGUAUUCUCCCCACCACCCUUCAACCUGAACUUCCUGCUACUGUCUCACAGAAGGACAUCUGCGUUGUGUAGCCACACUGUGCGUCCUGGAGACAGAGCAGAGAUUGAGUAGGGAAACUGGCGUGAAAGGUGAGCAGGCGUCUGCGGAGCGGAUUCCUGUGGUGGACCGUGGAGUGCAGAGGUUUAGGGAGAUCCUGCCAUUGCUCACACAAGAAGACAGAGCCGGAAACAUGCAGGGUCAGACCAGUGUUCCUACAGUGAGCCCCAGAACUGCACAUUUGACCCAAAGGCACUCAGGUGGUGAAAAGAGACAGAAGCGUAUUUCUCUCUGAACAUGCUUGGCUCCCCCCCCCCCCCAGUGUCUGCCUUUCUUUACCUGUGAGGCCUGGUUCUGGAUCUGGGACCAUUGCUGGAUGACUUGAAUCUUAGUGAAGUCCUUUGUUGGGCUAUGGGCUAGCAUGUGGCUCACUGCUGUAAUGCUAGUAUUUCAAAGUCUGAAGCAGGAGGACUCCCAUGAGGUUGAGGUUACCCUGGCUUAUGGAGCGACAGCCUGUCUCAGAGAAACAAGAGCACAAGUAAAUGAACACAAAUCCUUCCUUAGGACCACUGCACCACAGGCCUUGUCCAGUGUUCUAUCCCCUCUGAAGAGUCAGGCGAGGCCUGAUGGCUUUUAGGCCUUUCAUUCAACCAAUGUCAUUGUCCAAACAGAAGAGACUCAGGAGUCUGAGUAAAAUUGUGUUCCCUUGCCCUGAGCAGUCCUUAGACUCAGGGCUUGAAGGUCUGUGGUGUCUCUGUCCGAUGGAGCAGUCUUAAAGCUUUAGUCAGCACAGGCCUAGCAAGGCCCUGACAGCCACAUCGACUGAAGAUUGUCAAGGCGAUAGAAAACCACUGCCAGAAAGACCUGUAAGAAGGGAUUUGUUCUAUACGAGGCAACUGCAGUGAGUGCUUUUAAGGCUAUCCCUGUCGCACGUUGGAUCCUGGAUAAGCUAGUCCCUUCGUUUGCGUUGAGAAUUGGCAUGCAGUGUGUGUGAGCCGAGGGCCUCCUCAGUGUUCCACAAGCUUCAGGUCAUCAGGUCGGUCCAACUGAAGGCAUGAAAAUCAAGUGUUCCCUGGAGUUUUGAAGCGAAGAUUCAGGGACAAGUUGAAAGGCACUGAAACUGUGUUGAAGCCAGAUGAGUAAUUAUAAGUAACUGUAAUCGGUAGGGAGACAUGUUUUAACCUGGAUAUGUUAGAAAAGUAUCACGUGCCACCUGGGAAGAAGUUCUUUUCUGGCAACUGUCACACUCACACAUGAAGGCAAUCCGUGCAGCACAAUACAAGAUGUUUAAACAA
Mus musculus (house mouse) is the source of this 2810-nucleotide messenger RNA. It is a transcript of the gene Rit1, whose product is annotated as Ras-like without CAAX 1. The transcript has 6 exons. Gene Ontology annotation, cellular component: plasma membrane; membrane. Gene Ontology annotation, biological process: Ras protein signal transduction; signal transduction. Gene Ontology annotation, molecular function: G protein activity; GTP binding; GTPase activity. The coding region runs from base 698 to 1105 and encodes 135 amino acids. The record is from RefSeq and is marked validated. NCBI's taxonomy places the organism in Eukaryota, Metazoa, Chordata, Mammalia, Rodentia, Muridae.